UGUCGCAUGGACUGAAAAUUAUGUCAGAAUCGUGAGUGAACUUUCGUUUUUAAAUGUUUUCACUGAAUCGUUCCGUUAAGAAUGUAUCGCGUGAUUCUAAGUGUUUUGAUAAUUGUGACGUACCAAGUUGGUGGAAAUGUAUCGGAAUUCGUUGAAAAUGAGAUUUUGCAUCGCUUUGAAAAGUCUCUAUCAAAAGGUUACGAUUUAGAUGUAUGGAAUGCUUUGAAUGCACUGAAUGUUACGAUGCAAAAAUUCAAUGAAUUUCAAAGUGGAAAUGGAUUGAUUGAGAGCCGUGAUGCUAUGAUAAACAGUCGAAUUGGUGUUUUUCUCUUCACACGAUACUGUGGACCAGGAGCUAGGCUUUUGAAUAAAAUUUUUAAAACCGAUGAACGCACUUAUUCAAACAUUGAUACAUGCUGCAGAUUACACGAUGAAUGCCCCGAUUAUGUUCUACAACCGCAUGACUAUGAACGAUAUCCAGAGCUAGAUGUGAGACCACAGUUUUUCUCACGACUGAAGUGCAGCUGUGAUGCAGAGUUUUACCAAUGUCUGCAAACCAUUGACAAAACCUACGCUUAUUCCAUUGGUAUUGGCUAUGGCAUUUUUCAGCGUUACUGCUUCGAAUUUGAACAUCCGAUUAUAAGAUGCUCCGAAUAUUAUUCAGGAUUCGGCUUGAACAGAUGCAUGGCCUACGAAGUCGACUAUAAUUUACCCAAAAAGUGGCAAUGGUUUGAUGUGCUGCCUCCAUAUUUGGAAAUCUACAACUUCCCACAGUUUAUACAAAGCGCUCUUUCAUUUAGUUGAAUUGAAGUUAUUGUGUUCACAAUUGUACAAAAUGGAUUUUUCUCUUAAAAAUGAAUAAAAAC
This is a messenger RNA of Sitodiplosis mosellana (orange wheat blossom midge), 866 nucleotides long. Its product is annotated as phospholipase A2-like. The transcript has 4 exons. NCBI's taxonomy places the organism in Eukaryota, Metazoa, Arthropoda, Insecta, Diptera, Cecidomyiidae. Gene Ontology annotation, biological process: arachidonate secretion; phospholipid metabolic process. The record is from RefSeq and is a predicted model, not a curated record. Bases 82 to 804 code for a protein of 240 amino acids.